Molecule: messenger RNA, 423 nt
Organism: Neoarthrinium moseri
Lineage: Eukaryota; Fungi; Ascomycota; Sordariomycetes; Amphisphaeriales; Apiosporaceae
Exons: 2
Coding region: 1-423 (140 amino acids)
Source: RefSeq, a predicted model, not a curated record
AUGCACAGAAACUUCAUGGGCCCGUUCGCCGCCCACAAGGGGAAGAAGAAUUUAGUCGUCACAUACAACGCCCCGAAUCGCUACAACGUCGACUACGCCGACCUCGCAAAGCAGAUUGGUGUCCUUGUCUCGCAGAACGUCGUCGACGCCGAGAUCAAGGGUUGGAUCACGCCUGCUUUUACCACCACCACACAGCAUGACAUUGUGGACUACGAGGAAAUAUUGCGUCGCCUGGACAAGUUGGCCUUAUACGUCAAGGAGCCGACCCAGUUCGGUAAUCUCCUCAAACCCACCAUCACGCUUUUCAUUCGAAGCUUUGAUGAACCCGACAACCAGCAGAUCAUUGACUUCUGGGGCCAGAUCUGCGACGAGGAGCACGGGAGUGGGUUUGACACCUACACCGGUUGGAUCACAGCUGCCUGA